UCAGUCAAAAUGUGGUCAAAAUGGCGUGUGUUUUACGCCGCAUUUUGAUACAAUUUUAAUUGUUACCAAAAUCAAUCAAAUCAAGGAGUUCUAUAUACCAAAUAUACACAAAUAUGUCGCGUGAUUUUGGCCGCAAAGACUAUUAUCAUCGUGAGGAUCGCGGUCGCGACUGGCGUGAGAGUGAUUACCGCUACGACAAAGAGCGGUCUUUGGCGAGGAAGCGAAGCCGGAGCCCUCCUCCCCGGGAACUGCUGAAGCGAGCGAGCUCCCCGCGGAAGAGUGACAAGGACGUGCUGGAUGAGAACAUCCUCAGCGAGAUAUCCAAGUUGCCGGAGCCCAGCGAGCUGUGGGACAACCAGACCCAGAACAAUAUGCAGGAAGGCGCGUUCCCGCCGCCGCUUGGAGCGCCGUUUCCGUCUGAAGGAAGUUAUUCGAGCAACUAUCAGCCUUCCUACUCUGGAGUGUAUGAUGACUUUCCCUCAGUGGCCUCUAUACCACCGCCACAGUUAUCAGACAAUAUGUCUACAUGGAAUCAGAUGUCCCUGCCUCCGCCACCCACACCACCUGUGUAUAACAUUGAAGAUCAGAUUAAGAAAGAAGCCGCUAUAGAGACAGAGUUGCGCCACCAAAAAGCUGCUCUGUCCAAACAACGGGAGGAUUACAUAAAGAAAACGGCCAUAUUGAAAAAGGAGCUAGACACGUUAAAAGAUCAGCGUAACGAGUUACGCGGCGACACGAAGCGUUCACCGAGUCCAGACACCAAACGGUUCUUGAAAGAGAACACUAAACUGCAGUUGGAGAUCCAAAACAAACUGAAGACCAUCAACAAUGUCGUAGACAUGCUCAAUGGGAUCAUUGGCGAGCAAGCUCCAGACAUUGUUGAUCGUGAUGAAACACCUGAAAGAAGCACCAAACGGAAAUCUAGGUCCCCGUCGUCCGGCAAGAAGUUCAACUAUGUGUACUACGACCCGGAGAUGCACUGGUGUCGCGUGUGCAACGAUUUCCCUUCCACCGCCAAGGAUUACUUGAACCACCUGCAUUCGCCGGCGCACCAUAAGAUGGCGGCGCAGCACAUGGAGGCGCCGUGGCACAGCAUGACGGGCGUCAACGAAGGCUUCCCCUCCUACCCCUCCGCGCCCACCAAGCGGACGCCGAUCAGAGGCCUCCAGUUCUUCGUGCCGUCGACGGCGUGGUACUGCAAGCUGUGCGACCAGUUCAUCGGCGACCUGCACUGUGCCUCCGCGCAUCUCAAGUCGCUCACACACUCAAAGAACUACAUCAACUUCGUGGAACAGAACCCGCACUGGGAGACGGACUGGAUGUCGGACCGGCAGAAGGCCUUCGAGAAGGCGCGCGCCACCAACAAGGUGAAGCUGGAGGACAAGCCGCACUACACCGCGCACACCAUCACCUUCAGCAAGGAUGGCUUUCACACUAAAAGCAAAAUAGAAAGCCCCCCGCCGCCGGUUGAGUCGAAGAAGAAGAAGGAGAAGAAAAAGAAAUUUAAGAGAAAGAGAAGCAGUAGCAUCAGUUCGAGCAGCAGUAGCAGCGGCUCUUACAGCGAACCGAAGAAGAAGAAGAAAAGCAAGAAGCGCAAGUCGUCCGAGAAGCUGACGGAGUGGAUGUCCUCCAUACAGAUGGAGCGCCUCAACGAGAGCGACAGGAAGCUGCUCGACAACAUCAAGUCGCGGAUCCGGCAGGACAAAGAAGAGAAGCGGCACGCAGAAGCUACAGAAGUUAUAGAUCUCAGCCGAAGUUCCAGAGAUCGCGACAAUCGCGCUCGAGAUCGCAACAGUCGCGGUCGCAGUCGUCCCCGAGAAGAGCGCGGCAGUCGCGCCAGAGAACGUGAAAGUCGACCCAGAGACAGUAGAUCUCGAGAAGAGCGAGAUAAGAGAGAAGAACCAAGAAGGAGGGAUGAUCGCAAAGAUGAUAGAAGAGAGGACAGGAGAAAGGAAGACAGGAGAGAUGAGGACAGGAGGAAUGAGGAUAAAGACCGCAGGAGUCCUGUGCAGAGUGAGACGAAGAAAGUGGACAAUGUACGCAAAAUGCCCUUUAUAGGAAAAAUGCCAGUUUUUAAAAGUUUAUCGAAAAACUCUAAAUCUGAAGAAACAAAAAAAGAAGAAAAGAGAAAGGAAGACGAAGAAGCCAAGAAAAGACAAGAAAUAGACGCGGAGAUUCAGAAAAAGGUGGCGGAGUUCAAGGAAAAGAUAGCGAAGGCUCAGCUGGAGCGGCAGCGCGCGGAGUUGCCGCCGCCGCAGCUGCUGCUGCCGCUGCCGCACUUCCUGCCGCCCGCGCCCGCGCCGCCCGCGCCGCCGCCCGCCCCGCCAGUAAGCACGCCGCAGCCGCCAGCGCCGGCCCUGCCGAAGGAUUUUCAAGAAGCUCUGGAUAUAAUCUUCCCCUCCGCUGACCAGCACACGGAUAUGGGCCAGCAGGACAUAUUCCCUGGGAUGUCAGGCCUAGGACCGCCGGGCUUCCCCGGGAUACCGGGGCUGAUGAACCCCUUUCCGCAGAUGAGCCUUUUGGGCCAACCUCCUCCACACCUGAUGAUGGGAUUCGAUAUGAACAAUCCUUUAUUCGGACCCAGACCACAGCUGUACGACACUCACGUGCCCCUGGUACCGAAACCUAGGCCGAACAACAAAAACAAACACAACGGACCCGACAAUAGGAUCAUGCAAAACAAAAAUUACAACAACAGAAAUAACAACAAUGCAAAUAAUAAAGCAACAAACAAGCCCAACAACACAAUAGUGAAGAGUAAACCCGCUAAUGCAACUAUGCAGGGCACAACAACUACAGCUAACACGAGCAGUGCAACAUCAACAACAAAUGCAACUAAAACUGCAGUCGCGUCAGCAGCUGACAAAAACAAGGAAGAAAUGGAUGACCUGGCGAUGCUGGGCAUUGACGCGUCAGACGUUGGCGCUGGUAUAUAAAAUGAUUAAUUAAAUGUUUUCAUAUACAUA
This is a messenger RNA of Bicyclus anynana (squinting bush brown), 2966 nucleotides long. Its product is annotated as zinc finger matrin-type protein CG9776. Bases 114 to 2936 code for a protein of 940 amino acids. Lineage: Eukaryota; Metazoa; Arthropoda; Insecta; Lepidoptera; Nymphalidae. Gene Ontology annotation, biological process: negative regulation of DNA-templated transcription; positive regulation of DNA-templated transcription. The record is from RefSeq and is a predicted model, not a curated record. The transcript is spliced from 16 exons. Gene Ontology annotation, cellular component: nucleoplasm. Gene Ontology annotation, molecular function: nucleic acid binding; zinc ion binding.